CAUCUCCGGACCACGCGCCUAUCGAGCGCUGCUCACACCACCACACCUGUCUCCAGUUCAGUCUCCCACAGACCCACCCUCGUACGAACCACAAUCGCCAUCAUGGUCACAGGCGCAAGAAGGACGCCGUCCCGAAAGGGCUCCAUGGCGGAUAUGCCCACGGAUCUCAAGGACCAGAUUGAGAAACUGGAGGAGCUGUUCGUCGUUCCUACAGCUAAGCUCAAGGAAAUCUCGGAGCACUUCAAGAAUGAGCUCGAGCAGGGGCUCACCACGGAAGGAGGCGAUAUCCCUAUGAAUGCGACCUGGUGCAUGGCCUUCCCCGACGGCAAGGAGCAGGGCACCUAUCUUGCCCUCGACAUGGGAGGCACCAACCUCCGAGUGUGUGAAGUUACCCUAACGGAAGAGGAUGGCGAGUUUGACAUUAUACAAUCUAAAUACCGCAUGCCCGAGGAGCUGAAGACGGGCACUGCAGACGAGCUCUGGGGUUACGUCGCCGACUGCCUGCAGCAAUUCAUCGAGUACCACCACCCCGACGAGGAGCUUGACGACCUUCCUCUUGGGUUCACUUUCUCAUACCCAGCAACGCAAGACUACAUCGACCACGGUGUCCUCCAGCGAUGGACAAAGGGCUUCGACAUCGAUGGUGUCGAAGGCAAAGACGUGGUGCCACCCUUCCAGAAAGCGCUGGCCGAGCGCAACGUGCCCAUCAAGCUCGUAGCUCUGGUCAACGACACAACCGGCACCAUGAUCGCCUCCGCGUACACCAACACGAAGAUCCAGAUCGGCUGCAUAUUCGGCACAGGCUGCAACGCCGCGUACAUGGAAGAAUGCGGCGAGAUUCCCAAGCUCGCACACAUGAAGCUCGACCCUAAACUGCCCAUGGCCGUCAACUGUGAAUGGGGCGCCUUCGACAACGGGCACAAGGUCCUCCCGCGCACACCCUACGACAUCAUCAUCGACAAGGAGUCCCCUCGCCCAGGCCAGCAGACAUUCGAGAAGAUGGUCGCCGGCCUGUACCUCGGCGAAGUCUUCCGCCUCGUCCUCGUCGACCUGCACAAGGGCGACGCAUGCCACAUCUUCGAGGGCCAAGACAUCAGCAAGCUCGAGAAGCCCUACUCGCUCGACGCCGGCUUCCUCUCCGCCAUCGAAGAAGACCCCUUCGAGAACCUCAACGAGACGGGCGAGCUCAUGGAGAAAACCCUAGGCAUCACCUGCAACAAGCCCGAACUCGAGCUCCUGCGCCGCCUCGCAGAACUCAUCGGCACCCGCGCCGCCCGCCUCACCGCUUGUGGUAUCGCCGGUAUCUGCAUGCACAAGAAGUGGGCCCAGGUUCAUGUCGGCGCCGACGGCUCCGUCUUCUCGAAGUACCCGCACUUCAAGAUCCGCCAGGCGCAGGCACUCAAGGAGAUCCUCGACUGGGAGCCCAAGUUCGGACGCGGCAAGGGCGACCCCGUUGAGGUGCUUCCUGCCGAGGAUGGCUCCGGUGUGGGCGCGGCGCUGAUUGCGGCGCUGACGGUUAAGCGUGUGCAGCAGGGUCAGCUGGCGGGUAUUCAGGAUACCGAGGCGCUGCUGAAGAUGGUGCCUAAGAAGGGCUUGAAGGAGUGAGUAGACGGACGUACGAUGGUGGGAUUUAGAAAGUGAGGGGAUUUUCCAUGUCAUAGAGUCAUGUCCAUACAGUCAGUCAGUCAGUCACCUUUUGUCGAAUGUAAAGCG
Molecule: messenger RNA, 1713 nt
Organism: Dothidotthia symphoricarpi CBS 119687
Lineage: Eukaryota; Fungi; Ascomycota; Dothideomycetes; Pleosporales; Dothidotthiaceae
Product: hexokinase-like protein
Exons: 3
Coding region: 103-1605 (500 amino acids)
Biological process (GO): glucose 6-phosphate metabolic process; intracellular glucose homeostasis; glycolytic process
Cellular component (GO): mitochondrion; cytosol
Molecular function (GO): D-glucose binding; mannokinase activity; fructokinase activity
Source: RefSeq, a predicted model, not a curated record